This is a messenger RNA of Astrephomene gubernaculifera, 2316 nucleotides long. The record is from the annotation of a GenBank genome assembly. Lineage: Eukaryota; Viridiplantae; Chlorophyta; Chlorophyceae; Chlamydomonadales; Astrephomenaceae.
AUGCGCGUGCACCUCCCCCAGACUAGAGUUUGUUGUCGAUACUCCGGUCGGCAGAACGCACCUUGCCAUCCGUUCCUAGGGUCUCGCCCACGUUUCUCUACCGUCGCCAGGUCCACACGCAGCAUCAUGUCGGUGCAGGAGUACAUUGAGAAGCACAGCCUGGAGAAGAAGGUGGAGGAGGUUCUAAACCUCUGCGUCAAGGAGAAGCCCGAUGAGCCCCUGUCCUUUAUGGCCAAGGCCCUGCAGCAGCUGUCGCCACCGGAGAUCGUCAAGGUGGUCGGGCGCCAGGUCAUCGACUCGCGCGGCAACCCCACUGUUGAGGCUGAUGUGUACACUCGUAAGGGCAUGUUCCGUGCCGCUGUCCCCAGCGGUGCUUCCACUGGCGUGCACGAGGCCGUCGAGCUUCGCGAUGGCGACAAGUCGAAGUACCUUGGCAAGAGCGUGAUGAAGGCUGUUGAGAACAUCAACACCAUCAUCGCCCCUGCUCUGAAGGGUAUGGACCCAGUUAAGCAGGCCGAGAUUGACAACAAGAUGAAGGAGCUCGAUGGCACGGACAACAAGGGCAAGCUGGGUGCCAACGCCAUCCUGGCUGUCUCCAUGGCCGUCUGCAAGGCCGGUGCCGCGGAGAAGGGUGUGCCGCUGUACAAGCACAUUGCCGACCUGGCGGGCAACACCAAGCUGAUCCUGCCCGUGCCCUCCUUCAACAUCAUCAACGGAGGCAGCCACGCCGGCAACGCACUGGCCAUGCAGGAGUUCAUGAUCCUGCCCGUUGGCGCCUCGAGCUUCGCUGAGGCCAUGCGCAUGGGCUGCGAGGUGUACCACCAGCUGAAGAGCCUCAUCAAGAGCAAGUACGGCCAGGACGCCUGCAACGUUGGCGAUGAGGGCGGCUUCGCUCCCAACAUCGGCUCCAACGAGGAGGGACUCAACCUGGUGAACGAGGCCAUUGAGAAGGCGGGAUACACCGGCAAGGUCAAGAUCGGCAUGGACGUCGCCUCCUCCGAGUUCUACACCGAGGACGGCAUGUACGACCUGGACUUCAAGAACCAGCCCAACGACGGCAGCCAGAAGAAGACCAAGGAGCAGAUGCUGGAGCUGUACAAGGAGUUCUGCCACAAGUACCCGGUCAUCUCCAUCGAGGACCCCUUCGAGCAGGACGACUGGGAGCCCGCCACCAAGCUGACCGCCGAGGGCAUCUGCCAGGUGGUGGGUGACGACAUCCUGGUCACCAACCCCACCCGCGUCAAGAAGGCCAUCGAGCAGAAGGCCGUCAACGCGCUGUUGCUCAAGGUGAACCAGAUCGGCACCAUCACCGAGUCCAUCGAGGCGGUGCGCAUCAGCAAGGAGGCCGGCUGGGGCGUCAUGACCAGCCACCGCUCCGGCGAGACUGAGGACGCCUUCAUCGCCGACCUGGCUGUGGGCCUGGCCUCCGGUCAGAUCAAGACCGGCGCCCCCUGCCGCUCGGAGCGCAACGCCAAGUACAACCAGCUGCUGCGCAUCGAGGAGGAGCUGGGCGAGGCGGCGGUCUACGCGGGCGAGCAGUGGCGCCACAUCGGCUGGUAAGCGGCCGGCCGGGCCCACAGCCGAUGUGCCGUGGAGCAACCUCUGCGGUGGCAGCAGCGGCGGCAGCAGCUGUCGUGGCCCCCUGGGUAGCGGCCUGGGUAGAGGUGGCCUAGGGUGUUGUCUUGGCCUGGGUAGCGCCGGGGGGCUGCCGCUGGAGGGUUGCGGUUGUGUGUGAGGUGGAGCUCGGAGAGCCGUGCCUUUCCGUGUUUUCAGGCGGCCCUGACCUCGCGUUUUUUGGGUUCUUGCGAGGGUGAAGCGGGGUCUGAGGACACUGCAGGCUCGCUGUGAAGAGGCUUGUUUGUUGCGUUGUCUUCUUGAAAGGUGUUGGGAGGCCGGAUGGGAUAUGGAUCGUCUGGCUGGUCUCGCGCCUGAGGCAGAAGAAGUAGAAGAAGAAGUUGUGCACGAUGCAACUCGAUGCGGUGUGCAUUAGCUGUAGGGUGGCUGCAUGGGCGUGCAAUGCCUUGCGAGUGCUCACAUUCUUUUCUUGUAAGCUGUGGGAGUCGCGUACUGUAGUGCAUGAGGUGGAUUGCAGGUGACGGCUGCAGUUUGGAUGCAGUUUGGAUGCAGCGCGUUGAGAUGCGUGGUUGUAACCCUUGUAAGGAGUGCCCCUCUUGUGCUGCAUGGCGGCAAGUCCACGCAUGUGCUGUGACGGUCGCCCACGCAUGGGCUCCAAAGCGACGAUCAUGUGACAUCUAUGGAUUGUAACAGUAAUUGUACAAUUCUACAGUGACAUGUAAUAUCACUCGUCAAACCAGG